Aspergillus mulundensis is the source of this 1488-nucleotide messenger RNA. RefSeq lists its product as uncharacterized. NCBI's taxonomy places the organism in Eukaryota, Fungi, Ascomycota, Eurotiomycetes, Eurotiales, Aspergillaceae. The transcript is spliced from 6 exons. Gene Ontology annotation, biological process: secondary metabolite biosynthetic process. The coding region runs from base 1 to 1488 and encodes 495 amino acids. Gene Ontology annotation, molecular function: FAD binding. The record is from RefSeq and is a predicted model, not a curated record.
AUGCACGAGACACUUACACCUUCCCAGCCAUCGACUAUGACCGCGCCUAUAUCCAUAGCCAUCAUCGGCGGCGGCCCAGGCGGCCUAGGCACAGCAAUCGCUCUAUCAGAACUCCCCUCCGUCUCCGUCAAGCUAUACGAGCAAGCAUCCGAGCCUCGCGAGGUCGGCGCGGGAAUCAGCAUCGGGCGGAAUGCGUGGAAUGUACUGGAGUUACUGGGCGCUGCGGAGGGCGUCAAGGGUGGGAAGAUUGGGCACUCGUGGCAGAGGAAUGGGCGCACGGGGGAGGCCGUGGAUCUUGAUAGCCGUGUCUCUGCAGCAUUGGAAGACAAGCAGGCGGAUGGCCCGCGGUAUGCCUCGAUUCGGGCAAGGCGGACGCGGUUGCAGGCGGCGCUGCUGGAAAGGGUUCCCGGUGGGAUAAUUCACUUUGGCAAGAAGGUUGUGGAGAUACGGGACCUUGGGCUGGGUCAGGGUGUGUGUCUGAAGUUCAAGGAUGGGACGGAGGUAUUGGCGGAUCUAGUUGUCGGGGCGGAUGGGAUUCGUUCGAUUGUACGACGCACUUUGUUCCCCGACCACCAUCUCCGUGUCACCGGAAACACAGCAUUCCGAGUGCUCAUCCCGCUCUCCUCAAUCGCCCAUGUUAAGGACUUCCCCACGUCGAACGGGUGGUGGCAUGUGUUGAAUGGUCAUCUCUACUUUGCACAGGUGGACGACGAGUCCGAGGAAGAACCUCGUCUGUGCGAGAUCACGAUCCGGUCGUACAACGAAGCAGUCACCCCGGACAGGGCUGCGACCUGGGCAGUACCCGUGACGAAUCAGCACGUUCUUGCAAGAACUGGGGAAUACGACCCCCGCAUCCAAGAAGUACUCAAAGCUGUCCCUGAAGGCGCGUGGAGAGAGUUCGCGAUGGUUGCCGGACCCUGUCUACAAGACAUCACAGCAUGGGAUAAGGUCGCGCUGAUCGGCGAUGCAAGUCACCCGCUGUCCGGUGCAUUCGGAUCCGGCGCCGCGUUUGCGAUGGAAGAUGGCUGGAUUCUGGCGCGGGCCCUGGAGCUAGAGUAUUCUAGGGCAUUUAACACGAGCACGAUGAUCAAGGGUGCAUUGGAGAUCUUCCAGCAAAUUCGUGGGCCUUACUAUGAGCGCAUGUAUGAGUAUCUUGAAUCACGGGAGAAGCAUUCCAUGGGGACUAGGAAGGAAGAUGUCGACUUUGAUAGUGUUAUAAGGGCAAGAAUCGCGGGUUUUGGAUUUGCGUCCAGCGGCAAGAUGGACUGGAUCUAUAAGAAUAAUAUCGAGCAGGUCUGGAAAGACCGCUCUAGCCCAUUAGAUAAGUUGAAAGCUCAGCUUUCUACAGGCAACACUUCCAACACAGUGACACCUGAACAAACCGAGCAGAACAUUCGCAAAACAAGAGAAGCCAUCCAACAAGCUUCAGACCUAGUCUUCGAUGUCCAAAAAAGACGCUUCACGCAAUGCAACAACCUUUUCCAAUGA